Molecule: messenger RNA, 1524 nt
Organism: Fusarium vanettenii 77-13-4
Lineage: Eukaryota; Fungi; Ascomycota; Sordariomycetes; Hypocreales; Nectriaceae
Exons: 4
Coding region: 1-1524 (507 amino acids)
Molecular function (GO): heme binding; oxidoreductase activity, acting on paired donors, with incorporation or reduction of molecular oxygen; monooxygenase activity
Source: RefSeq, a predicted model, not a curated record
AUGGCUUUGAUCAACCUCCUUAUUUCGCCUUGGGCGCCUGUCGCCCUCGUAGUCUUAUUCGUUGGUUGGUAUCUUGUUCCCUACUUUGGGGCGAAUCGAGGCCUUCGAGGAAUUCCUGCUCCGUUCCCCGCACAGUUCAGCAACCUCUGGUUAAUGUCAACAUGCCGACGUGGUAAAAGAUUCGAGGUCGUCGAUCAGGUUCACAAGCGACUGGGCACUGUCGUUCGCAUUGCCCCCAACCAUGUCAGCAUUGCGGAUGCGGAUGCUAUCAAUGUCAUCUAUGGUCACGGAAAUGGUUUCCUCAAGGACUUUUAUGACCCAUUCGUCUCCAUCCGUCGUGGCCUUUUCAACACACGAAGCAGGGCCGAGCACUCUCGAAAGAGAAAGAUUGUGUCUCACACCUUUGCCCCAAAGUCUGUCCUGGAGUUUGAGCCCUACAUCCACCAGAACCUCGACCUCUUUGUCAAGCAGUGGGACCGUGCCUCCAGCAACCCCGAAGCUGAUGGCGCUGGACGACUGGAUUGUCUCUCCUGGUUCAACUAUCUCGCUUUCGAUGUCAUUGCUGAUCUCGCCUUUGGCAAGCCGUUCGGCAUGCUCGCCACUGGAGCCGAUAUUGCUGAAGUCAAGGCAAGCCCAACAAGCCCUGCAAUCUACGCUCCCGCUGUGGAAAUCAUGAACCGCCGAGGAGAAGUCUCUGCCACCCUAGGUUGCAUGCCCUGGCUCAAGCCGUACGCCAAAUGGCUCCCCGAUCCAUUCUUCAGCCAGGGACUCCAGGCCGUCGAGAAUCUUGCUGGUAUCGCGAUUGCCCGUGUUAGCGAGAGACUCGAGCGAGGAGCGGACACGACCCGAAAGGACCUGCUGGCACGACUGAUGCAAGGCCGAGAUGAGAAGGGAGAGCCCCUUGGACGCGACGAACUCACGGCCGAAGCACUGACUCAACUUAUUGCCGGAAGCGAUACCACGUCUAACUCUUCUUGCGCCCUGCUCUAUCAUGUUGUAAAGACACCUGGAGUCCUGCAGAAGCUGCAACAGGAGAUCGACGAGGCCACCGCUGAUGAAGGAGUUAUCCCGAGCUACGAGUCUGUCAAGCACCUGCCUUAUCUCGGCAUGUGUAUCAACGAGACGCUGCGACAUCACUCACCAUCUGGAAUUGGUCUGCCUCGAGAGAUUCCCGCCAAGUCUAAGGGUGUUACCCUCCACGGUCGCUACUUUGGCCCAGGAACAGUUCUCAGUGUCCCUACCUACACUGUUCACCACUCAACAGAAAUCUGGGGGCCCGACGCAGAGGAGUUCAAGCCUGAGAGAUGGGAGAACAUCACCGAUAAGCAGAAGAUUGCCUUUAUCCCCUUCAGCCAUGGUCCCCGUUCUUGCGUGGGAAGGAACUUGGCUGAGAUGCAGAUGAGGUUGAUUGCUGCCACGUGGAUCAAGAGAUACAACAUCUUCCUGCGACAAGAAAAGAUGGAGACACGAGAGGGUUUCUUGCGGAAGCCUCUGGGAGUUGAGAUCGGAGUGUCUCGACGAUAG